This is a messenger RNA of Zootoca vivipara (common lizard), 1353 nucleotides long. RefSeq names its product vomeronasal type-2 receptor 26-like. Gene Ontology annotation, molecular function: G protein-coupled receptor activity. Gene Ontology annotation, cellular component: plasma membrane. The record is from RefSeq and is a predicted model, not a curated record. NCBI's taxonomy places the organism in Eukaryota, Metazoa, Chordata, Lepidosauria, Squamata, Lacertidae. Gene Ontology annotation, biological process: G protein-coupled receptor signaling pathway.
CCACAACUGGAACAGCAUUCAGACCAUUGUAGGUCUGUGCCUGAUGUUAGGAGACUGAAGUGUGUUUUCCUCUCUGCAGAUGCUGAUGAUUGCACCAUGUGUCCAGAAGAUCAGCAUCCAAAUGAGGAUCGAGACCAAUGUGUCCCCAAAGCAAUAAAUUUUCUGUCCUAUGAAGAAUGUUUGGGGAGCAUCCUGGCUUCCUUUGCCCUCUUCUUAUCCUUAACCACAGGUUUUGUGUUAGGAAUCUUCAUCAAAUACAAGGAAACUCCCAUAGUCAAAGCCAACAACCGGGACCUCUCCUACAUCCUCCUCAUCUCCCUCCUGCUCUCCUUUUUGUCCUCCUUCCUCUUCAUUGGAAAGCCAAGAAAAUUGACCUGCCUUUUGCGCCAAACAGCCUUCAGCAUCAUCUUCUCAGUUGCUGUCUCUUCCGUCUUGGCAAAAACCAUCACUGUGGUGCUGGCCUUCCUGGCCACUAAGCCAGGGAGCAGGGUGAGAAGAUGGCUGGGGAAGAGGUUGGCCAACUCCAUUGUCAUUUCCUGUUCCAGUGUACAAGUUCUCAUCUGCAUGAUGUGGCUGGGGACAUCUCCUCCUUUCCCUGACUCUGACAACUACUCCCAACCUGGGGAGAUCAUCCUGCAAUGCAACGAAGGGUCUGUGGGCAUGUUCUAUGCUGCCCUCAGCUACAUGGGCUUCCUGGCUGCCAUCUGCUUCACGGUGGCUUUUCUAGCCAGGAAGCUGCCUGGGUCCUUCAAUGAAGCCGAGCUGAUCACCUUCAGCAUGCUGGUCUUCUGCAGUGUUUGGGUGUCCUUUGUUCCCACCUACCUGAGCACCAAGGGGAAGGACAUGGUAGCCGUGCAGGUCCUCUCUAUGUUGGCCUCCAGUGCUGGGCUUCUGGGCUGCAUCUUCGUUCCCAAGUGCUUCAUUAUUAUACUAAGGCCUGAUCUGAACAUGAAGGAGCACCUGACAAGAAAAAGCUAAACAAGACAUUUGAUCACAGCUGGUUGUGGGGAUAAAAAAAGAAAUUUGAAUCCUGGUGGUAAAGAGAAAGAAAAAGAUCUGCUGGUAGAUAUCUGGAUGAUUUGCAGUAGACCUCUAAGAGUUUCUGACUCCCAAUUCUUCAGCAAUGGCAACUGUGGAGACCAGGAGACCCCAUUAUUUCUUUAAAUCAUUCCUUUACCAGGCUCUUGUAUCUUGAGUUAAGCUGCUCAGUACUCAUAGCUAAAUUUCAAAAUCUGCUUAAGAUGUUGCAAACAUAGCGGACUAAGUAUAAAAUUAAUGUAGCUAAAUUAGCAGAACGGUAACAUGAAACCUGCUGCACCAUGGAGGUAGGUAAAAGGUAUGAUGGGAAUCUAC